GUGGAGCUGUGACUGUCACCUCCCCCACAGGAAGCCAUCGGGACGGGGUGGGGGGUUGCUGGCAUACGUGCUGGGUGUCUGCAGCAGCAUGGAGGCCUGUGUGUCUUCAGUCCUGGUGUUGGCCCUGGGGGCCCUGUCGGCAGGCAGCUCCUUUGCAGCCCAGAUUAUCGGGGGCCAGGAGGCGGCCCCCCACUCACGCCCAUACAUGGCCUCGCUGCAGAGGAACGGCUCCCACCUGUGCGGGGGGGUCCUGGUGCACCCAAAGUGGGUGCUGACAGCCGCGCACUGCCUGCCCCAGGGGACGGCCGGGCUGAGGUUGGUGCUGGGGCUCCACGCCCUGGGCGGGCCCGGCCUCACCUUCCACAUCAAGUCCGUCGUGCGGCACCCUCGCUACAGACCGCCCCCUGUCCUGGAGAAUGACCUCGCUCUGCUCAAGCUGGAAGGGAAAGUGAAGCCCAGCAGGACCAUCCGGCCCCUGGCCUUGCCCAGUAAGUCGCAGGUGCCCGCGGUGGGGGCCCGGUGCAGUGUGGCCGGCUGGGGGCUGACCCAGCAGGGCGGGCGCCUGGCCCAGGUGCUGCAGGAGCUGGACGUGCACGUGCUGGACACACGCAUGUGUAACAACAGCCGCUUCUGGAGGGGACACCUCUUCCCCAACAUGGUCUGCCUGGCGGCUGCCUCCAAGGACCAGGCUCCCUGCAAGGGUGACUCAGGCGGGCCCCUGGUGUGUGGCAAACGCCAGGUGGUGGCCGGGGUCCUGUCCUUCAGCUCCAAGAUCUGCACCGACACCUUCAGGCCCCCAGUGGCCACCGCUGUGGCACCUUAUCUGCCCUGGAUCAGAAGGGUCACCGGCUGAUGUGGCCUGAUGUCCUGGGGUGAUGGGGACCCCCUCACUCUCUCCAGAGGACCCUGCCCCUCGGGGGUGCAGCAGAAUUGGGGGGAUGGGUGGGAGGGGCAGGGAGGGAACCAAUAAAUCGUGAUGAAG
This is a messenger RNA of Cebus imitator (Panamanian white-faced capuchin), 982 nucleotides long. RefSeq names its product granzyme M (gene GZMM). Bases 89 to 853 code for a protein of 254 amino acids. Gene Ontology annotation, molecular function: serine-type endopeptidase activity. NCBI's taxonomy places the organism in Eukaryota, Metazoa, Chordata, Mammalia, Primates, Cebidae. The record is from RefSeq and is a predicted model, not a curated record. The transcript is spliced from 5 exons. Gene Ontology annotation, biological process: proteolysis.